AACCAACCCUCCCAAUUUCCUCCAUUGUUAACCAAAAAAGCUUCCAUUCACCUCCAUUUCUACACCAAAUCCAUCAAAUAAAAUCAUUUUCUUCAUCUCCUCCACCCCCUCUUCCAUUUUCUACCCACAAAACCCACCCAAAUCCAUCCCCAAAAGAAAUCCGAAACCCUAACCCCAAUACCCCAAAAGUUCCGAUUUUUGCCCUAAAAAUCCCAAGAAAUCCCAAUUUCUUCUCCUAAUAAUCAUCCCCUCCACUCUCACAAACCCAAAAUACCCAAAACCCACCAAAAAUCCAAAGUUCCAAACCCCCCAACACCCAAGUCCGAAAAUACCAAGUAAAAAAUCCAAAAAAAAAAAAAAAACUACUUCAUGGCUCCUAAAAAGUCCAAAGCAUCUUCUUCAAGGGGUAACCAAGAGAUUGCACCCGUUCCCGGUUUUGAGAGUGUGAAGUUUAACACCGAGGUCCACAAAAAGCGCUUCAUAGAGCAAAUCAAACGGGAGGUAAAACAAUCCCGUUUUAUAUGCAUUACUACGCUAUUGUCAUUCAUGCUUGAUGCGAUUAUGCGUGAGAUUUUCACCAACAUUGGGAUGCUUAGGAUUUUUGAGAUGCAAUAUGUUACCUAUCCACAUUUGGUGUAUGAAUUCUUUAGCUCAUUUAAGCAAAUAGCAAAUGUUGAUGAUCAUGCUGAAAGUAGAAUCACAUUUCGUUUGUUGAAUGAGAACCGUUCAUUGACCAAGCGGGAGUUUGCCCAACACUUUGGUCUCCCCUUGUUCAAUGAAGAACGUGAACAUGACACUUUUGUGGGUGUGGAAAUGUGGCAAAGGAUGACAGGGCAGGUGGAUGUGGAGCUUAGACACCUUAGUGUGAAUCGUGUACAACAUCCGGUCUUCCGAAUUUUCUUGAAAUUUUUGUCAAACUGUUUUCUCGGAAGACCAAAUAACCAUCACACAAGGGUCUGGGAUGUUUGUAUUCUUGGACAAGCUGUUUUACCAGGUCCGGAUCACGUGGAUGUUGCCUCCAUUCUAUGGGAUCACUUCAAAACAGUGGCAACUUCCACGGGAACUAUUAGAGUAGGGGGCUUGAUUACACAUUUAGCCACACUCUAUGGCUUUGUAGACCCAGGCCCCAUUACCUCAGCACAGCUUGUUUGCACAUCAUGGCUCCUGAAAAAUACCAAAGAUAUUGUCUUUUCUCAUAAAACACCCGGUGGGGUAGAUAUCUACAAUUGGUUAAUUGAUCCACCACAUCCUAUUUACACACAAAUACCCUCAGCCGACCUCCCUUUGGACCUUUUGAAUCACCAAAUUGGUGAUGGACACCACUAUUGUCUCCCUGGGAGAAUACCACUCCACUACCAACAAGAACAACCCCAACAAGAUCAGCCUGCGCAUGAACCACCACCCCUCAUUCCUGAACAACCUCAACCAACACCCAAUGCUCACCAAUAUUCACCAUUUGAGCAAGAAAUGCUAAAUAGCAUGAAUGCUCUAAACCUUAACUACACUCAACUUCGGGAGGAAGUUGUUUCGUAUAGAACUGAGCAAAGACAGAGCUAUGAGAGGAUCGAGGAGCAACGGCAAGCGGACUGGCGGAGAUACGAAGAAGACCGGCGGAGAGAUCAGGAGGACCAAAGGAGGACUUUUGGCCCUAUCUACUCCUAUGUAGCACAUCAGGGUGCCUUUGCCGCUAUGACUACUCCUCCUCCGGCACCCUCAUGGUAUAACCCCACUGAAUGGGGUUAUUUUGGCGGUUCGAGCUCUAGUGGUGGAGGCGGGGACGACGGAUACGGUGGUGAUCGCAUGGAUGAGGAUGCACACUUUGGGGGCUACCAGGGCCAUGGAGGAUUCUAUGAUGGCGGAGAUGCAGGCGGGCACUAGGGACUGUGCCAUGGACUAGCGGUGGGGGAGAUCUGUCCGGAUCCUAAGGGUGGUUACUAAAGGAAGUUCAUUGCAUGAGGAAAAAGAAAUUGAAGACCCCUUGAUGUAUUCUUUUUAUGUUGGGGAUACUUUGUGAUUAUCUUGGUUCUAAGAACACUUUGUGAUGGAUGAUGAUCUUAUCAUUUGAGGAUUUUUUUUUUUUUGGAUUGCAUUUACUCGAGACGAGUAAAGAUUCAAGUGUGGGGGUAUUUGAUAUGCACUAGUUUGUAGUGCAUAAAUGUAUGUUUUUAUAUUUAUUCUGUGUGGAUUGUUUACCGUUUUUAGUUAGUUUUUAAGCAAUCAUCUUCAUUUGUUUGUAAUUGAUUUUAAUCAUUUUUAGUAAGUUGUAAAGUAGUAGUAGAGUUAUUGGCAAGGAAAAGAAGUGAAAAGAAGAAGAAAAAUACCCAGGUGC
Molecule: messenger RNA, 2329 nt
Organism: Cuscuta epithymum
Lineage: Eukaryota; Viridiplantae; Streptophyta; Magnoliopsida; Solanales; Convolvulaceae
Source: the annotation of a GenBank genome assembly